Marmota monax (woodchuck) is the source of this 953-nucleotide messenger RNA. RefSeq lists its product as uncharacterized. Lineage: Eukaryota; Metazoa; Chordata; Mammalia; Rodentia; Sciuridae. Bases 11 to 820 code for a protein of 269 amino acids. The transcript has 2 exons. The record is from RefSeq and is a predicted model, not a curated record.
UCUGUUCACAAUGGAAGAUACAUUCUACCAUAGCAACUGCACUGACAAAGACUGCAUUUCUAACUGCAAACCAAACCUGAGCCUCUCUGGAGGCUAUUGUCCCUAUAAGGACAGAACUGACUGGAAGGACAGUAGCUCCUCAGAAGACUCUACUUCUGAGGCUUCUUUCUGCUACUCCCUCCCUCCUGUCCAAGAGGGACAGCUGACUGAAAGUGAAAGUAUGACCAUAGGGAGACCAGAACAAAUCCAUGAGUCAGAGCAGCUUUGUGGACUACCUAUUGUCCGUGUUGUGGAUGUUUAUCUGGGCUCCCACUAUGAAGACGCACUAGCUAGUCUCGAUCUACACAGAGACUACCAGUGGAUGGACAAGUACCCAAAGGGGAGGAUGAGGAAGAUUCUCUGGAAAACGGAGGUUCUAAUGAGAUACCUAAACGUAUUUCCAGAUGAUCUGAAAGAUGAUGAUGAUGAUGAUGAUGACAAUGAAGAUGAAGAUGAUUAUGAUGAAGAUGAAGACCAUGACAAUGGAGACUAUGAUGAAGACAAAGAUGAUGAUGAUGAUGAAGAUGAAGAUGAUUAUGAUGAAGAUGAAGACAACGACCACAGAGACUAUGAUGAAGAUGAAGAUGAAGAUGAUGAGAUGAAAAGCCAGGAGACAGUCACUGAAGACGCCCUCUCAGUCUCAUCAGGGCAGUCAAUGGAGGGGGACAUGCCUAUCCACUCAGAAACCACAUCGUGUCUGAACAUCAGGUCCAUAAUCCACUGGUUCAGAAAGCGGGUGGUCUCCUCCCUACCUGGGAGAAAGCGCCGACACAGCCUAUAAGGACCCCAGUCUGCUGUAAUCGAAGAAAAAAUGUUUUCGUAGAGGCAAGAGACUCCAACCUCAGUAGCCCCUCAAGUUAGGAAACCCUAUAUACUCAUAGCAUUUAAAAUUUGUUGAAAACCCCUAUUCAAUA